GAUUACUCCACUUAACUCAACAUUAUUUAUCCACCCUAUAGUUAAAGUUUAUCGUCCGUACGGAUGCUUAGCAUAGGGACCUUCAUGUAAACAUUAGAUAAAUGUAUACCAGUCAACUUCUGGUAAUCGCCAUGACGUUGUCAAACUUUUGAUUUAUUCAGUCAAAUUUCCAGUCAAAAUAAGAGGAUAAUUCCUCUCUCAUUAAAUUCGUUCAUUUCAUCAAAAAAAUCAAAAUUCCAGUUCAAACUUUACAUGAAUAACUAAACAGCAGAGCCUUUUUCAAAAUUCGCAGUGGAAUAUUACAAUAAAAAAAUAAAAUAAAAAAUUUACACAUGGCUUCGCAAAAAAAACAAAUACAAAUUCCCAAUGGGUACAAAUUUUUAUUUGGAGGAUCUGCAGGAUGUUGUGCAACAUGUUUUGUUCAACCAUUGGAUUUACUCAAAAAUAGAAUGCAAAUGUCUGGUCAAGGAGGAAGAACAAAACAACAUAAAACUUCCUUACAUGUUUUAUUAGAUGUUGUAAGAAAUGAGGGAAUUUUACCACUUUAUAAUGGACUUUCAGCGGGAAUAAUGCGGCAAGCCACGUAUACCACAACUCGACUGGGAAUUUACACGUGGCUGUUUGACUUGCUAACUUUCGGAGACAAACCGCCAAAUUUCUUCAUCAAAGCCAGCAUUGCUAUGUUAGCCGGAGUUGCUGGUGCAUUUGUCGGUACUCCUGCUGACGUUGCUCUUAUCAGGAUGACGUCUGAUGGUAGACUUCCUCCCGAUCAAAGACGGAACUAUAAAAACGUUGUAGAUGCGCUAAUUCGAAUGGCAAGAGAAGAAGGAUUACCUACGUGGUUUAAGGGAGCUGUGCCAACAAUGGGAAGAGCUAUGGUUGUCAAUGCUGCCCAAUUAGCAACGUACUCUCAAGCCAAACAAAAUCUCAAAGAAACUGGAUAUUUCCGGGAUGGAAUCUUAUUGCAUUUUUGUGCAUCGAUGAUCUCUGGUCUGAUAACCACUAUAGCCAGUAUGCCUGUGGACAUUGCAAAAACGAGAAUUCAAAAUUUGAAAACAGUUCCUGGCGAAAAGAAGCCUGGAGCGAUACAGGUUAUGGCUGGAAUUGUAAAAAACGAAGGAAUCCAUGCACUUUGGAAGGGCUUCACGCCCUAUUACUUUAGGCUGGGACCACACACGGUAUUGGUGUUUAUAUUUUUGGAACAGUUCAAUUCUGCAUACCGAAGACUUCAUGCCCAUGAUGACCCUGAUGAGGAUUGAUGAUUUGCUCGUGAAAAUUGUGGAUAGUUUAGUGUCCAUGCGUGACAAGAAUGGGGAAAGAGUAUUAUUGUUUCCGGCUGGAGAUCCAAUGGAAGAUAAAGGAAACGACGCCCUUGAUGUGCAAUAUUUCAAAGUAACUGUAAUUUUUCGUAUAUCUGAAAUAUAUAUAUUUUUUUUUUUGA
This is a messenger RNA of Ceutorhynchus assimilis (cabbage seed weevil), 1441 nucleotides long. Lineage: Eukaryota; Metazoa; Arthropoda; Insecta; Coleoptera; Curculionidae. The record is from the annotation of a GenBank genome assembly.